Molecule: messenger RNA, 2184 nt
Organism: Miscanthus lutarioriparius
Lineage: Eukaryota; Viridiplantae; Streptophyta; Magnoliopsida; Poales; Poaceae
Source: the annotation of a GenBank genome assembly
AUGGGGCAGGAGACGGAGGUGGCGGAGAAGGAGGUGGUGCAUUCGGUAAGCGACCUCCCGGUGCAGGACCCGCCAGGAGAGGAGUUCUCCGCCGCCGACCUCACCUGGGUCAAGUACGCCAGCUCCGAGCACCACCGGGAGGACGUCGCUCUCAUCCCCUACGACCGGAUGGAGGCCUUCAUCGGCGGCGAGAGCAACAACCCCGAGUGCCCCACGCGAUUCCACAUCGAGCGCGGCCGCAAGCGUGAGAGGGGCAGCCUCAGGGAGUACCGGAGCGACGAGUACCUCCUCUACAGGAUGUAUUGGUGCUCGUUUGGCCCUGAGAAUUAUGGGGAGGGAGGGACAAUAUUGCCUAGCAGAAAGUACAGGCUCAACACGAGGAACCGUGCCGCUCGUCCGCAGUCCAUGCGUGGCUGCACCUGCCAUUUCACCAUCAAGAGGCUCUAUGCCCGUCCUUCCCUGUUGCUCAUCAUCUACCAUGAGAGGCUCCAUGUCAACAAGUCCGGCUUCAUAUGCCACGGCCCUCUCGACAGGGAUGCCAUCGGGCCUCGUGCUAGGAAAAUGCCCUACAUUGGGAGUGAAAUCCAGCAGCAGACCAUGUCAUUGAUCUACCUCGGUGUCCCAGAAGAGAACAUACUGCAGACACAUAUAGAAGGCAUACAGCGCUACUGUAGCGCGGAUGCCCAGGUUGAUAACCUUGCUUCGCAGUAUGUCCAGAAACUAGGGAUGAUCAUCAAGAGGUCGACGCAUGAGUUGGAUCUGGAUGACCAAGCUAGCAUCAGGAUGUGGGUCGACAGGAAUAAGAAAUCUGUAUUCUUCUACCAGGAUUCAACUGAGGCAGAUGCCUUCAUUCUGGGGAUUCAGACAGAAUGGCAAUUGCAGCAAAUGAUGCGCUUUGGUCAUCAGAGUCUUUUGGCUUCUCAUUCCUCAUUUGGUGUAAGCAAGCUAAAGUAUCCAUUGCACACGCUCCUUGUAUUUGACUCAAGGCAGCAUGCUCUUCCUAUUGCAUGGGUCAUAACCCGCUCAGUUACUAACAACGACACACUGAAAUGGAUGAGGGCACUUACUGAUCGAAUACAUUCUAUAGAUUCCACCUGGAGAAUUGGUGGUUUUAUCAUUGACGAUCCGGCUUCAGAGCUGGGUCCAAUCAGGGAGGUAUUCGCCUGCCCAGUUUUGUUCUCUAUGUGGCACAUCAGAAGAACCUGGCUUAAAAAUGUAAUCAAGAAAUGCAGCAAUGUUGAGGUGCAGCGGGAAAUUUUUAUCCAACUUGGCAAAAUCAUAUACAGUAUCUGGAGUGAGAAGAAUCCCAUGGAUGCCCUAGGGCAGUUGUUUCAUGACUUUGUUGAUCAAACAACGUUCAUAAAAUAUUUCAAAUCAUUUUGGGUUCCCAAAUUGGAGAUGUGGAUUGACUCCAUCAGAAAUCUGCCAUUAGCAAGUCAGGAAUCAUGCGGUGCCAUUGAAGGUUACCAUCUGAAGCUGAAGGUAAAAGCAUACGAUGAUGUGCAGCUGGAUGCUCUUCAACGAGUGGACUGGUUAGUGCAUAAGCUCACAACAGAGCUGCAUUCGAGCUACUGGAUCAACUUAUUUGCAGACGAAAGCGGAUCAUUUCCAGAGGUGAAAGCAGACUAUAUUGCAUCCACGUCAUGGCAAAGGGCAUUGCAGAUACCUGAUGAUGCUGUUACCUUUGAUGACAAAGAGCCUCUUUUAGCCAGAGUGGUCAGCCAGAAGGAUACCAGUCAGACGUGGACUGUAUGGAAUCCCGGUUCUGAAUUCUCUCUCUGUGACUGCUCAUGGUCAAUGCAUGGUAACCUAUGCAAGCAUGUGCUAAAGGUCAACAUGAUGUGCGGAGCACGCAUAGAUUUUCAGCCCUUGCUGUCUUUCCAGUCUUUUCAGCAUGUCCUGCUUGAUCUGUGGCAAAAACCAUUGGAUGAUUCGUUCUCGCUCGACCUCUCGGUAGCAUGGGUCAUGCAGAUGCAGGAGAAGAUCAAACAUGUAGCUGAGCUUGCCACCUCCGGUGGUAUUGCCCAAGUUGCAGGGAAAUUGCCGAUUCAAUGGACAAAAAAGAGAGGGAGAAGAGUAGCCACCAAGGGCACAAGCCCGUUACUUCUUCCUCAUUCUAACGGCAGUUUGCAGAAGGACUUGACCCCAAAGAAGAGGAAGAGGCUAUCUAGGUUUCCGGGGUAA